AUGGCAAUUGAAUCCCUUCUCUUCUUGCUACUAUUUAUCGCCUCAGCUUCCGCAGAAUUACAAAAUUACCCUGGUAAAGGGACUUUAGUAAGAACUGAUUUAAGGCUUUCAAAGCCUCUUAUUGGAGAAGAUGGAAGAAUUUACAUUUGUGUUGAAAGGACUUUAUAUGCAUUUGAGAGUAAUGGGUCUAUUGCUUGGACCUCAUAUUUGGGUUAUGCAUGCAAUGUUAGCAUGGCUCCAGUUCUUGGAACUAAAGGAAAGCUAUAUUUGGUUGCAGAGAACAGAGUCCUGAAAAUCAAUUUUAGCGAUGUUAGAACUUCCCCACCAGCAGUAGAAGUUUUCUUUGGCCCAGAAAAAGGUCAAGCAGGUGCAGGCGAUAUCAUCGGGCUUGCAGCAAGCACAUUGAGUUCGUCUGUAUUUAUAAAUAUUAAGAACCGAGGGCUAUUUGCUUAUAAAAUGCAUGGGAAACUACACUGGACUGCUGGGGCUGUGCUUUCUCAGUAUGGAUACAGUUUAGGUUGUAGAAAAGGCGUAAAAGAUUGUUCUUUUAGUUCAAUUCCCGUGGUUGAUCGAUGCGAGGCUAGUCUAUAUAUUUCAAAUACUGCAGGAGAAUUAUAUUCAUUGUCUCUUCGUAGUCCUCACUUUAACUGGGUUCAGGACCUAAGCUCAUUUGACAAAAACUACACUAUCACACCUGGAAACAACGGCCGGUUGUAUGUGACAGUACCCACACGAUCACUUGUGUUGACUCUAGAUGCCUUGAAGGGUAAUAUUGUAUGGCAGACGAGUAUUGGACCCUUAGGUUCAGCUGAAUGUGCACCGGUUGUGGAUUCCAACGGUUGUGUAUCUAUUGGUUCACUGGAUGGAUUUCUGUACUCAAUCUCACCAACUGGAGCCCUAAAGAAAUACUCAAAAGCAUCUGCACUGGAUCAUGUUAUUCAAGUAAGUCCACAUUUAGAUUGCUCCGGCUAUGCUGUUUAUAUGUCUCAGACUGAGAUGGAAGGAAAAGUUAUCCACACAGUUGGUGAAUCUACUUACGUCUCAGCAAUGAAACCAAAAGGUGUACUCUUCUCCUUGUUGGUUCCAGCUACUGGUGUGAUCCACUGGUCUGAACGCUAUCCUGGUAAAGUCUCAUCCUUGCUGUCUCAAAGUGAUCUGAAAAAUUUUGUACUGGAUGAGGGACUUCUUCUUUCCUUUAUUGCUGCUUCAAGGAAUGGCAAACCUCUGCCUUGCCGUAGCAAACAUCAGAAGCUUUUAUCCACUUGCUCACAAGCAAAGCCCAGGCAUCAUAGUAUAUAUCCAGGUAAUGAAAGGACAAUAUUGAUGUUCUUGUUACUUGAAUCUAUACUCUUGAUAAUUUUAGCCGGACUUGUACGAUUCUGCUGCAUAUUUUGGACGAAAAAGAAGCUUCAAGAUCAAGGCUUGGGGAGUUUCCUAGAAAAGAGACGUUCUCUCCAACUCAAGAAGAAAGCAUUUGAUAGGACAAUCACCCAACUUGAGAAGCAGGCUGCAAACGAAGCAGUGGCACAUGAAGUUAUUGAAGAAAUAGGAGAUUUGGUACGAGAAAGAGAGAGCAUAUCAAGGAAGCUCUCCACAACAUACAGUUUAGGCAGAGAUGGAAAGGGCUUGAGGUCAAACUCUCUCCUUCCAGUAUAUGAUGGGAAAUCAAGGAGCUUUUCUUUUCAAAGUGCAAGGAAAGAAAGUGUCACUAUUUUUCACACACUAAGUGAUACAUCUUCAGGAGAAAGCAGCAAUGACAAAGAUCCUGAUUGGAAUGUUCACGAAGGGAACCAGUCAUCAGCUAAGGGAAAGGGAAAGACAAAGGCAAAGGCAAAAGCACCUGUUGAAACAGAAAGUUCAAGCGCUGACGAGAUAUUUGAGAAAGACCACCAGAGAAGUUCAUCAAGCUCAAAAGGGUAUCUAAAUCCAUUGUUUAUGGAGCAAGAGCUGACAGAUGAGGAGUUGAACGAUGAAGUGAAAGUGGUGGAAUCAGCAAUAAGCAGAGGCAGAACUAGAAGCAUAUGGUUAAAGAGAAGAAAGACAUUGUCUUCAACAAACUAG
This is a messenger RNA of Dovyalis caffra, 2061 nucleotides long. The record is from the annotation of a GenBank genome assembly. Lineage: Eukaryota; Viridiplantae; Streptophyta; Magnoliopsida; Malpighiales; Salicaceae.